Hevea brasiliensis (rubber tree) is the source of this 1459-nucleotide messenger RNA. Its product is annotated as probable E3 ubiquitin-protein ligase RHC1A. Lineage: Eukaryota; Viridiplantae; Streptophyta; Magnoliopsida; Malpighiales; Euphorbiaceae. The record is from RefSeq and is a predicted model, not a curated record. Bases 338 to 1258 code for a protein of 306 amino acids. Gene Ontology annotation, biological process: protein ubiquitination. Gene Ontology annotation, molecular function: ubiquitin protein ligase activity. Gene Ontology annotation, cellular component: cytoplasm. The transcript has 3 exons.
CUCAUUACGCACCACGUAUAUUUUAGGAUAAACCAAUUAUUGUUGGCGGAAGCGUUUAGUCUUCGGGGUUCCACUCCGCUCUCGCUCCUUUAGGCAAUGAGUGACUGGGGAUAGCUUUCUUCCACCUAGAAGGGAGAGACUAGCUCUAGUUUCUGCAAUUGGAAGAGGACCACCCAGGAUUGACUUGGAAUCAAUUCUAGGACCACUGUAAUUAGAGGUUUGGUCCAACUGCCAGGGAAUACCAACUAGAGACUGAUAGUGAAUGUGUCGAUUUUAGCCUGAGUGCUUACAGCGAGUCAGGUUUAGAGAUUUGAGACCGGAGCUAGGAGAAGAGAGAAUGUCAAGUGGUAGAAAUACCCACUGGUGUUACAGAUGCAGGCGGCCAGUUUGUCUGCAUGGGCAAGAUGCAGUUUGCCCCUAUUGUAGUGGAGGAUUUGUUCAAGAACUUGACAAUAUGGUGCAAUUCAGCCCAUUGGAUUUCUUUGAAUUGGAAGGUCACGAUGAUCGUGACCAAAGAUUUGGCCUUAUGGAAGCUUUCUCAGCCUUGAUGAGGCAGCGAUUGGCAGACAGAAGCCAUGACGUCAGAAUGAGAUCGGGUUCAAUUCCUGAACAUAGUCCACGGUUUGGUCCUCUGUUGAUUUUUGGUGGCCAAACUCCUUUUAGGGUGUCUGGAAAUGGUGGGUUUGAAGCUUUGUUCCCUGGGGCUCCUGGAAUAGCUCUAGCACGAGGUAAUGCUGGUGAUUAUUUUAUAGGCCCUGGACUAGAAGAAUUAUUUGAACAGCUUUCAGCUAAUGACCGGCGGGGCCCUCCCCCAGCAUCCAGAUCAUCAAUUGAUGCAAUGCCUACCAUUAAGAUUACCCAGAGGCAUCUUCGUUCUGAUUCACACUGUCCAGUUUGCAAAGAUAAAUUUGAGUUGGGAAGUGAAGCGAGGCUGAUGCCAUGUAACCACGUAUACCAUUCAGAUUGCAUAGUCCCAUGGCUAGUUCAGCAUAAUUCAUGCCCUGUUUGUCGUCAGGAGCUACCACCACAAGGAUCAAGUAGUGGCCACAGUUACCAGAGCUCAAGUUCUCAAAGUAGAAACAACAAUUAUAGCAGAAGAGAGAAUAGCAGGGAAGGAAGACGGAAUCCAUUCUCUUAUUUUUGGCCAUUCCGCUCAUCUAGUUCUAGCUCUAACCAUGAUGGGACCACGGGAAGCAGUUCACCAACCGUACAUGAAGAGAACCACCAGAUGGGUUAUUCAGGAUGGCCUUUUAACUAAACUCCACUUUCUUUCUGAACAUAUCAUGUCAUUGUGUUCUGUGAUCAUAAUGUGCACCUCUAUUACUUGAGCAAAUUGCCUGGUGUGUGUGGUUUGAUACCUUUGAAAUCUACUAGUCUUGGAGUCUUGUUGAAAGUAAUGUCUUUCUUUAUGCUUAUUCUGCAACUUUUUAUUGUAAAUGAAAUUUCCUUCUUUGCUUAA